This is a messenger RNA of Lacerta agilis (Sand lizard), 2403 nucleotides long. RefSeq names its product ER membrane associated RNA degradation (gene ERMARD). The record is from RefSeq and is a predicted model, not a curated record. NCBI's taxonomy places the organism in Eukaryota, Metazoa, Chordata, Lepidosauria, Squamata, Lacertidae. The coding region runs from base 51 to 2063 and encodes 670 amino acids. The transcript has 18 exons.
CGUCACCAACCGCGACAGAAUUGACCGAGAACUGAAAGAAGCUCAAAGGAAUGGAGAUGCUGCUAGUUGAUCCAACCUCCACUUGCCUCUCCCCUACAGUGCACUACAUGGUUUGUGAAGCUGGAUUUGAGAUAAAAGCAAACCUUUCUAUUAGUAGCAUUGUGUCCGACAAAGGUGAGAUACACUGGAGAACAAUCACAGAACACAUACAGUAUGGAGAACCAGAUCAAACUGUGGAUUAUGUAAAAAGUGUGAGGUCUUUAGGACCUUUGUGUGAAUCUCUUCACUUACAUCUGCAGUCCCUUACCAGGGAGCAAUUUGAAGACCAGUUUGUGAUCUGGUUCCAGUGGACAAACUGCUCAGAGGUAUUUCUUGAAACGUUUGCCGCUAUAAAGAGUCCACAUGCUACUACAGCCAUUGCACUGAGCUUAAUGAAACUUACAGCAUGUUUGGAACGAGCCUUGGGUGAUGUGUUCUUAUUAAUUGGCAAAGACUGCCCUUUUCUCCUGCGAGACUUGCUUGUGUCUCGAGAACUUGCCACAGUCUUUGGGCAAUCAGUGAUGGAUGUUCUCAGAGUGUUUGUUGGAUCUCCGGAUGGUCUCAAUCUUCGUAAUAUUCUGUGGCAUGGAUUUGCAUCACCCCAGGAAAUUCCUGUGAAAUAUUCCUCUAUGCUGCUUUGUUUAACGGCAGGAUUGGGUCAACUGCUAAAGACUUACCUCCAGCAAACUCAGUCUACUUUAGUUCAUCGACCUUACGUAUCUUUCAGCAACUUGAAAGAGCUGCAUGUUUUUCCAGAUCUUGAUCAUGAAUUGCUGUCGUUGGCUGAUGAAUUAGUAAUCAAAUCAAAUAUUGUAUUAAGAACCAUGUUGCCUUUUUGGAUUACUGCACUAUUGUCAUUUAGACAACGCAGGUAUGCAGACUGUGUUAUACUGUUACUACCUCAGCUGGAGAGUGGACUUAGGUUGCUUUUCACAAAAGUUAAUAAAUGUCCUAGCAGACUAAUGACAGCUGAGUCAUCUUCUCUUUAUACCACUUUCGAUGAGAUGCUAGCAAAACAGUUGCAUAAUGAAGAAGCCAAUCAGCUUCCUUUAGUUCUUGGUGAAUCAGCAAUGGAAUUUCUUUGGGAUUUCUUGAACCACCAAGAAGGCCCACGUGUUAGAGAUCAUCUGAGCCACGGAGAGAGCAGCUUUAAUGUCUUCCCGAGAGAAAUAGCCAAUUCAAUUCUUGCAUUUUCUAUUACCCUCCUGUGCAGAUUUUCCAAAGGUGACAUAGGUGCAGUCAAGGAACACUCAUUCCUAAAACCACUUAUGAGCUGUGCAGAUUGCUAUUGUUCCCAAUUUCAUCCAGUAGCGCAACUUAAGAAACAGGUACUGAAGUGCAUAAAAAGCAUUCAUUCAUGGUCUGUUCUCCCUAUAAUGCCUGAAGAACAAGUUCAAGAAAUUGGAAGGUCAGGGAAAGAUACUGAUGAUGUUCCUUGUACGUUUGCGACUACCGAUAUUUUAUCUCAACUACAACCCUACUUGUCUCAAAGUAUCAGACUUCCAGGUGAUCCUGUGGAGGAGGUUAUAAUUGAGAAGUUAUUGGCUGAUCUCUGCAGCAAGCAUGUUCAUGUCCUCUUCUGCCCACGAUCUGUCCUGGAAAUUGUCGUGGUGCUUCGUCAGAUAAGCAGCCAGUGCCACCAAGUGUCACGUCAAGUCAUUUCCACUUGUGAAACGAGGUACAAGCAGUGGAUAAACAAAUCGCUGAGAUCACGCCAGAGGCACAACUAUCUGCGCAUGAGAAGGAGUAUUAAAUUUCUAUCUCCGGUCUUGCAACUAAUUUUAAUCUUGAUUACGCUGGAACUAAUGCAUGUCCAUACUGCUCGUGAACAGAAUGCUCCUGGAUAUCAACAGUACCUAAAGUUUCUAAAGGUGAUCUUGAAGUACACUGAGAAUCUGGUGACUUACACAAGCCCGGAAAAAAACAAAUGGGAAGAAGCGGCAGAGCUUACGCAGAAUGCUUUGCUAAAAAUCAGAACUUUCUUAGGGAAGCAGCAAAUGCUUGUGCAGUUGGCUAAUUCCUAAUGAAUGUAUGCCUCAUUAGACCUUUAUAGCUUUAAGUUUAAUGGACAUGUCUGACCAGUUUCUACACCUGUCUCGAGUUCACAUUGCCCAAAGUUAACAAUCAGCAACAGUCUGCAGGAGGUGUCUUUUUCCUAUUAGGAUGAAUAAUGAAAUUUGUGGGCCAAGAACAUGUUAACUGAGCCAGAACUGGGUAUCAGCCUGACUCCUCCUUUUUCACAAGGUACUGUUCAUUUGCUCUGCAAUGUAUUUUAUAAUAACGUGAAUGUAUUCUGCCAACUCAGAGGAGUGUAAGACACGUUUUUAAAAUUCUCUUAAUAAACUCCCUUGAUUUUGUUUUUUA